This is a messenger RNA of Aspergillus campestris IBT 28561, 483 nucleotides long. RefSeq lists its product as uncharacterized. The coding region runs from base 124 to 483 and encodes 119 amino acids. NCBI's taxonomy places the organism in Eukaryota, Fungi, Ascomycota, Eurotiomycetes, Eurotiales, Aspergillaceae. The record is from RefSeq and is a predicted model, not a curated record. The transcript has a single exon.
AUUCAUCCUAAGUAAUUCUCCGAAGCUUCUGCUCUCCCCAAUUUGUCAUAAUCCUACCAAAGAACACCAACUCUAAUCGAAACCUCCAACUCCCGCGAUUCCAUACCACACCUUUAACCCAAUAUGUCUUCCCAGAGAAACCAGACCGACGCCCACCAGGGCGGUUCGCUCUCUGACAUGGCGCCCACCGGCACCACCAUCCCCGGCGACGCCGGCAUCCAGAACAAGAUCCCGUCCGUGCCGCGCCCCGACCAGCGCGCAGAGAACCCACACUUCACCAACGAGGGACUGGGUGAGCCUUCGGGUGCCUUUGCGGCCGACAACGACACCAGCAUGCCUCGCGACCCCAGCGAUAUGUCCGGUCCCACGGGGGAGGUGGUCACCGGUCAGGGGAAUACGCUCCCUACGGGUGCAGAGACGAAACGGAACGUGGGGACCUUUGGGGGUGAUGUUCGGGAGUUUAAGCAUGCAACUUCGUCGUGA